This is a messenger RNA of Caenorhabditis bovis, 855 nucleotides long. The record is from the annotation of a GenBank genome assembly. Lineage: Eukaryota; Metazoa; Nematoda; Chromadorea; Rhabditida; Rhabditidae.
AUGGGCGCGUUCGGUACGAUAGCGUGUGCGUCGGCGACGAUUCUCACGAUCGGUUCGCUGGCAACAAUGUGCUUCAUUGUUUCCGACAUCAACGGACUCUAUCGUGAUGUGAUGGAGGAGUCGAAGAACACUAGAACCGUCGCUGACGAUGCUUGGGCUGAGCUUCUGAAGAAGAACGGCGCGCCGGAGACAUCUCGUGCCGCCGUCGAGAUGCUUUUGGGCAGAAACAAGCGUAGCAACGAGCAGUGCAAUUGCGGUGAGAAGUCGCAAGGCUGCCCAGCCGGACCGCCGGGACCACGCGGACCAAACGGUGUCCCAGGAAAUCCGGGAGCUCCGGGAGCCGAUGGCGAGGACGGCAAGCCGGGAUACGCGCAGAUCUUCAAGGACAUCGCGCCGACCGGUUGCAUUCCGUGCCUCGCCGGACCACCAGGUCCACCAGGAGAGCCGGGACCACAGGGAGAGCCAGGACUUCCGGGAGAGCCGGGACCAGACGGGGCCAACGGCAAGCCAGGACCAAAUGGACCGGUGGGACCACCGGGAGCGCCAGGACAUCCAGGAAAGCCGGGACGCGGUGGACCACGCGGACCACCGGGAGCCAAGGGCACCACCUACUUGCCAGGAGCGCCAGGACAUCCAGGAAACGGCGGACGCCGCGGACCACCAGGACCAGCGGGAGCACCAGGAAAGAACGGCAAGCAGGGACCCGACGGAAUUCCGGGAGCCGGAGGAGCUCCAGGACAAGACGGAAUCCCGGGCGCCGAUGGCGAGCCAGGCGCGCCAGGAGAGGACGGAGUCCCAGGAUCCGACGCCUCAUACUGCCCAUGCCCGAAUCGUUCGGUCGCCGUCGAGGCUUGA